Pistacia vera is the source of this 2695-nucleotide messenger RNA. RefSeq names its product phosphatidylinositol 4-phosphate 5-kinase 6-like. Bases 21 to 2342 code for a protein of 773 amino acids. Gene Ontology annotation, molecular function: 1-phosphatidylinositol-4-phosphate 5-kinase activity; ATP binding. The record is from RefSeq and is a predicted model, not a curated record. The transcript has 8 exons. NCBI's taxonomy places the organism in Eukaryota, Viridiplantae, Streptophyta, Magnoliopsida, Sapindales, Anacardiaceae. Gene Ontology annotation, biological process: phosphatidylinositol metabolic process.
UUACUGUUGAGAAAGAGAGAAUGAGCAGAGAACAAGCAGGCGUUGCAAAGGCCUGGGAAACCACAGUACGAAAAACACAAGCAGCUGCAAAGAAAAAAAACAAUACAUUCUUUGGUACAAUGUCUGUGGCUCAUGCUGAUGAUGAUGAAUAUGGUCCAGGUGAAAUUUAUCACGCAGAGAGAGUUCUUGCCAAUGGUGACUUUUACACAGGCAAAUGGGCUGAUAAUCUUCCCCAUGGUUAUGGUAAGUAUCUUUGGACAGAUGGUUGCAUGUAUGUAGGUGAAUGGUAUAGAGGUAAAACCAUGGGAAAAGGCAAAUUUAGUUGGCCCUCAGGUGCCACAUACGAGGGUGAAUUCAAAGGUGGGUAUAUGGAUGGUAAAGGGACUUAUACAAGUUCUUUAGGGGAUACUUAUAGAGGUUAUUGGGUUAUGAACUUGAAACAUGGACAAGGGACUAAGAGUUUUGCCAAUGGGGAUUAUUAUGAUGGAGAAUGGAAAAGAGGGUUGCAAGAUGGUCAUGGAAGGUAUCAAUGGAAGAAUGGGAAUCAUUACAUUGGUCAAUGGAAGAAUGGGAGUAUUAAUGGUAAUGGAACCAUGAUUUGGAGUAGUGGAAAUAGGUAUGAUGGUUUUUGGGAAGAUGGUUUGCCUAAAGGAAAUGGAACUUUUAGAUGGGUUGAUGGGAGUUUUUAUGUUGGUGUUUGGAGUAGAGAUCCUAAAGAUCAAAGUGGAACUUAUUAUCCAUCAGGUUCUCCAACUGGGAAUUUAGAUUGGGAUCCUCAACAAGUAUUUUUGGUGGAUUUGAAAGAUUGUAAGAUUUGUCCAGGAGAGAAAGUUUCAAUCUUGCCAUCACAAAAGAUGACUUAUUGGCCUGGCAUUGCAGGGGAAGUUAAUACCAAUAAUAGUCAAGUGCCUUUUAAGAAAUGGAAUGAUCUUGGCAGGCUUAGGAGGACUUCAGUUGAUGGAAGGACUAGCAACUAUGGUAGCGAAAACGAUGGCAGUAACCGUGGUUGUGGUGUUAGUGAUGUGGAUUUUAGGGAUGGUGAUGAGGGUUUGGAAAAUCUUUACCUUGAGGAAUCAGAUUCAAGGGGUAGGGUGUUGUUGAAAUUAUAUCCUACAAAGAAGCAGGGGGAGACAAUAUCUAAAGGGCAUAAGAACUAUGAGCUCAUGCUAAAUUUGCAGUUAGGGAUCAGACACUCUGUUGGGAGACCUGCUCCAGCUACAUCUCUUGAUCUCAAGGCUUCAGCUUUUGAUCCGAAGGAGAAAGUAUGGACAAAAUUUCCACCAGAAGGAUCAAAGCACACUCCUCCCCAUCAAUCUUGUGAUUUCAGAUGGAAGGAUUACUGUCCAGUGGUUUUUAGGACUCUCAGGAAAUUGUUCAAUGUGGAUGCAGCUGACUACAUGAUAUCUAUAUGUGGAAACGAUGCCCUUCGGGAGCUUUCAUCCCCUGGAAAAAGUGGAAGCUUCUUUUACUUAACAAAUGAUGACAAAUACAUGAUAAAGACCAUGAAGAAGGCAGAAGUUAAAGUUCUUAUAAGGAUGCUACCAGCCUACUACAAUCAUGUUCGGGCCUUUGAGAACACUCUAGUCACCAAAUUUUAUGGCCUGCAUUGUGUGAGAUUAACAGGGUCUGCACAGAAGAAGGUACGAUUUGUCAUUAUGGGGAAUCUAUUUUGUUCUGAGUAUGCCAUCCAUAGGCGCUUCGACUUGAAAGGUUCUUCUCAUGGUCGGACAACUGCUAAACCUGAGUCAUCAAUCGAUCCAACGACAACACUUAAAGAUCUAGAUCUCAAUUUUAUAUUUCGAUUACAAAAAGUUUGGUUCCAAGAGUUUUGCAGGCAAGUGGACAGGGACUGUGACUUUCUUGAACAAGAGAGAAUUAUGGAUUACAGUCUUUUGGUUGGUCUUCACUUUCGAGAAGCUAUUUCAUAUAGGGAUACUCACACUCCUCGCACUUCUGGAGUCCACACUCCUAAAGGAUAUGCAGAGGAUAAUGAACCAGGAGCCCCUCGCCUUUCAAGAGUAGACAUGGAUCAGCUUCUUUUCGACCCAACUCGUUGGGCUUCCAUAAAGCUUGGUGUAAACAUGCCCGCACGAGUUGAACAAACAGUGAGAAGAAGUGACUGUGAAACUCAGCUGAUUGGAGAACCAACUGGUGAAUUUUACGAUGUCAUUCUCUUUUUCGGUAUAAUUGACAUACUACAAGACUACGAUAUUAGCAAGAAGCUAGAGCAUGCAUAUAAAUCAAUGCACUAUGAUCCAACUUCAAUCUCAGCAGUUGAUCCAAGGCAAUACUCAAAACGCUUUCGGGAUUUCAUUUUCAGAGCAUUUGUAGAAGACACUUGAAAAGAUAUAGGGUUGACACAGAUCUUCAACUCGCAGCCAGUAGCCAUUCAUGUAUAGUCGUUUUUUCUUCAUAAUCCUUAUACAGAUGAGAGUUAAGUUACCGACGAUAGGUAUACAUUUCAGUUUUUGACAUGGCCACGAAGGAUGAUUUAUGGCUGCCGGAAAUACAAGCUUUUGUCACACAUACUAGCAGUUUCUCUCACUCUUAGUCACACUGGCAAAGUAUAUGAUAUGUUUUAGUAAAGGUAUAGAAAAAUGUCAGAACCAGAGCUACCGAAACCUGUUUUGAUUGUAAAAUUGAUUAUUAACAAAGUGGUGAACGUGUAGCCUCACUGAUUCUUUUUGUACGUAAU